Messenger RNA from Vespula pensylvanica (western yellowjacket), 1247 nucleotides. Its product is annotated as kinesin-like protein KIN-4C. Bases 220 to 1194 code for a protein of 324 amino acids. Lineage: Eukaryota; Metazoa; Arthropoda; Insecta; Hymenoptera; Vespidae. The transcript is spliced from 6 exons. The record is from RefSeq and is a predicted model, not a curated record.
UUCUCUUCGUAGUUAACUAUUUGUUUAUUUUAAUGUUGAACGAAUUAAAAAAAAAUAUUGUUAACAUUUAUAUUAUUGAAAUGACUAUUCUCUAAAGUUAUCAUUGAAUAUUUUGCUUUGUAACGUCUAUACACCCGGAUCCAUUGUGCGAGAGCUGUCAACGAGAAAUUUUGUCCUCGCAUUCAUUUCUUUGUAACUUGAAAUAAUUCUUUAAUAAACAUGCCACGUGUUAAGAGAAAAGAAAAACAAGUAGUUCAACAUGAAAGCAAACAAAUAUCUAUAGCUAUUCAGACUGAUAAUAUUGACAAUGUCGAAAUAAUUCGUUUGCAAGAACAAUUAAAAAUAUUACAAUUAGAGAAUGAUAAUCUUAGAAAGCAUGCGGGUGGUAAUUUUCUUUCUUCAAAAAACUUAUCUGCAAAAAUUAAUACGGAUAUCGUUCAAAGUCCAAGAAAGAUUAAUGAAACAGUGAAAGAUCCUCAAAUUUUAAAAAGUUCUACCAAGCAAAAAAUAUGUACUUGCAAAGGUAAUUGUUCUUCCAAAAUAUGCGGUUGUGUUAAGCACCAACGUAAAUGUGGUCCGACUUGUAAAUGUAACAAUCAAGCUUGCCAGAACCAGGAAUUGGAAAAUAAGGAAAAUAUAAAGAGUACGCAAUAUGAGAUGCUAAAUCAAACGCAAAAGUUAGAAGAGAUGUCUAUGAAAGAUGAAACUAUACAUCAGAAUUUAUUCAGUCCUGUAGGAACAGAGAAUGAAGUUAAGCUCGAUAACAUUCAGUUUGAAGAAAUAUCUUUCGAUAGUAAAAAAAAAUUAAUGUUUGAAGAUGAAAAUAUUCAAGAAAAAGAGCCGGUUGUAAAGAAGAGUUUAAAUCAAAAAAAAAAGAAAAAUAAACCACAACAUGAAGAUAAGGACGAUAUCCCUGAGGUGAAUACGAGCUUUGAUCCUAUGAAACCAAAACGUCAAUUGCCACGAACUCCACCACAUGCCAAUAUUAAUUCUGAAUCUGAUAAUGUUCUAAAUAAUGUUGAAACACCUACAGAAAAAAUUGAACAAAAAGAUGAUAUUAUUCCAGAAGUGUUGAAUCAAGAGAAUGUAGAUUUGGAUAAACUCAGUAUAGAACUCGUUAAAUGUAAUAAAUGCAAAAGAAAGUUUUAUCCAUGGAGAGUAGAAGUACAUGAAAGUGCUUGUCAUAGAUUGUAAUCAACUGUUUCACACAAACAUGUCUGACUAUAAUAAAUGGAAUAUCUAUAUUA